CGUUUCGCGAAUGUGGAACGCGCGCCGUACCUUCUCGUCGUCUGAUUGGUGUUCGCGCGCACGAAGCAGACGGCGUUCUCUCGGAUAUUUUCGCACAUUUUCCGAGAUUUGCGGAAAUAAUCGCGUCGAUUUUUGACGACGAAACGUAAUAAAUAAAAACUUAUCGGCAGAUCUCCACUGUUGUUUUCUCCACUUCUGCGAAUGUAACGCAAGAUGAGCCGACAGAUCGUUCUGAAACUGUACAAGGACAUCCUGAGAUACGGAGACACCUUGAAGUUCACGGAUAAGAAAUACUUCCGUUGCAGAAUACGAACGGCCUUCAAAGACAAGAAGGAUUUGUCCGACGAGACGGCGAUAGACCAUUACGUGAAGAAGGGUAUGAAACUCUUGGAAGCCAAAAGAAUGGUGUAAGGUGCGAUUCUUUUUGUAACAAAAAAAACAAGUGUGUGAAACCAUGUUAGCGAG
This is a messenger RNA of Pseudomyrmex gracilis, 465 nucleotides long. RefSeq lists its product as uncharacterized. NCBI's taxonomy places the organism in Eukaryota, Metazoa, Arthropoda, Insecta, Hymenoptera, Formicidae. The coding region runs from base 214 to 411 and encodes 65 amino acids. The transcript is spliced from 2 exons. The record is from RefSeq and is a predicted model, not a curated record.